UUUGUAUAUCUAAGUGGUGAGUGUUUCCAUGUCACUAUUAUAUGAAAAUGGACAACUUGAUUUUAGAAUGUGAUUUAUACAAAUUUUAAUUCUCAAUUUUGGAUUUUUUUCGUGUUGUAUAUUUGUAUACAUAAGAUAUGAGUGUCCCCAUGUUCUAUAUUUUGGAUGUUGGCCGUGUCCCAGUGCUUGCGUCAUUUUUGUGCCAGAGUCAGAGCUUCUUCAUGUUAUAACUGGUCUGUGCUGCUAGCACUCAAUUAUAAACUGUGAUGAUGAUAACCUGGAUCUUGGACCUAAGCCAUUGGGACUGAACAGGGGCAAGGGUUAAUUGCUGGAUCUAAGACCAAAAGGAAUUCAGCGGAUCUUGAGGUUUAUAACAAAAGGAAGCACAAUGAAAUCUUUCUGCUACAUGAUGUUGAACAAAUGAUACAGAACUUAUUCUGUGCACAGAAAAACUGGUAUAUAUGGCAGGACUUAUGCCUGGAGAGUUGCCAAAUCAUGGACCAUCUGAUGGCAACUCGGGUAAAAGUUCUAAAGACAAGCAGGAGGAAUCGUUAGGUCGCUGGUAUAUGUCUAGAAAAGAAAUAGAGGAACAUUCCCCAUCAAGAAAAGAUGGGAUUGACUUGAAGAAAGAGACAUAUCUGCGCAAGUCAUACUGCACAUUCUUGCAGGAUUUAGGCAUGAGACUUAAAGUGCCUCAGGUAACUAUAGCAACUGCCAUAAUAUUUUGUCAUCGAUUCUUUCUCCGACAAUCUCAUGCAAAGAACGACCGAAGGGUGGGUUGUUUCUCUUCCAAAUGGAUAUUAUGUAGUAGGAAUUUUUCUUCUCCAAAGUUUAAGUUGCAACUUAACUUAGUUUGCUAUGUUUGUGUUCUUGCGAUUGUGGAUAGCCAUCGUAAGUGUCAUAGACUAAUAGAAAUAUCAUAUGACCAGUUAGAAGAUAGUUUGUGUUGUGCGGAAUUAUUUUCCUUAAUUGGCUGGCAGAUAAUCUGUAGAUCUUUAUUGUCUAUAAUAUUGGUUUCUAUUGUUUAAAAGCAUAUGCUUGACUUUCGAUUUUUUUAAGUGAAUUAAAGCUAACUAACAUGAUAUGAACACCUA
Molecule: messenger RNA, 1094 nt
Organism: Vigna umbellata (rice bean)
Lineage: Eukaryota; Viridiplantae; Streptophyta; Magnoliopsida; Fabales; Fabaceae
Source: RefSeq, a predicted model, not a curated record